AGCUCACCACACAUAUCAUCAUCAUCCAAUAUUGAGAUGCUGCAUCGUACAAACACACACACCAACUUGUAGGAUAGUUGGUGAGCCAGAUUUGUCUUUCCUGAAUCCUAAAUCUCUCUCUCUCUCCCUCAAUGUACAUCGAUUGAGCUUCGAUUUGAAAAAAAGAUCGACCGAGCAACCAAGCCAUCAUCAAACAUCAUCAAAAUUUGAUUCGAUUCACCCAAAACAACUAUAGUUGUUUUGGACUUUAUCAUCUUUACCUGUAUGCUUCUCUUUAUUUUAAUGUUCAUUAAAUCUCCAAUCCAAAACCGAGAAUCCAGCUGACCUGUCUAUUUUAUUUUGUUUAUUAUUAAACAAUAACCGUAUAACUUAGCGCAACUUGUGAAAGACAAGAAUGUCGACUUUUUUUGAACGAAUAAAAAAUAAAGUUUUUCGUGCUGGUAACCAUGGAUCGGCCGGUACUAAACGUAAAAAAUUUUUCCAUAAUAUUAAAUUCGAUGAAAAUCCCGAAGAAACUUGGAAAACUGUAGGUGAAAUUGGUGAUGGAUCAUUUGGAAAAGUUUACAAGGCCCAAAAUAUUCAUAAUGGCCAAUUGGCCGCUGCCAAAAUCUGCGAAUUAAAGGAAGAGGAUGAACUAGAAGAUUUUGUUGUCGAAAUUGAUAUUUUAUCCGAAUGUCGACAUCCAAACAUUGUCCAAUUGGUCGAAGCGUAUUUUUACGAGGGCAAACUCUGGAUGCUCAUCGAAUUCUGCGAAGGUGGUGCAAUCGAUUCAAUCAUGAUGGAUCUCGAAAAACCGUUGACUGAAACGCAGAUACGAUAUGUUUGUCAUGAAAUUGUAGAAGGAUUGCGAUAUCUGCACGAGAAAAAAGUCAUACAUCGUGAUCUGAAAGCCGGCAAUGUCCUGUUGACGCUUGAUGGUGAUGUUAAAAUAGCCGAUUUCGGUGUUUCGGCCAAGAACAAAAAUACCAUUCAGAAACGGGAUUCUUUCAUUGGCACUCCAUAUUGGAUGGCACCCGAAGUGAUCAUGUGUGAAACUAUUCGCGAUAAUCCUUACGAUUACAAAGCCGAUAUCUGGUCUUUAGGUAUCACUUUAAUCGAAUUCGCUCAGACCGAACCACCCAAUCACCAGAUGAGUCCGAUGCGAGUUCUAUUGAAAAUCCAAAAAGGUGAUCCACCCAAAUUAGAUAAUCCGAAAAAGUGGUCGCCGGAAUUCAACAAUUUCAUCGCCAAAUGUCUUAUCAAAGAUUACAAUAGUAGGCCUAAUGCGGCUGAACUGUUGGAGCAUCCAUUCCUAAAACAGGUGAAACCUGUUGAAGACAAACGAUUCCUAUUAGCAUUGAUCAGUGAAUACAAAGCUGAAGUUGUUGAAUAUGUGACCGAAGUGAACGAAGAUGAUGACAUCAACAACAAGGAUAGCCUUUCUCGUCAGGAUUCUUCGGUGGAAAAUCCACCGUCAACCGAUGGACAGAUUCCACCAACGCCUACCACGCCUAAUGUAGAGGAGGUAAAGAAAAGCACGAAACGUAUACCUGCUCCACCACCACCAGUUUUAUCUGAUCCAGUAACUUCAACCAAUGGUAAUGACAAGGAUCAUGCAGCACUGGAAGCUUUGCAAGAAUCCAUCGAAGAAGCCGAAGAAGAAAUAGAAGAUCAGGUCAAUGAAUCUCAAGGCCAAGAAAUACAAGAGGAUGAUGUCGUAGACGAAGAGCAACCACCACAAUUGGUUACGACAACUGAUUCGAGUUUAUCGAAUGAACAUAAAUUGGUUGACCAAAACAAAAUCGCCUUGUUCACUGAUGACAAUAAUCCUAUUCUUAAUUGUGAUCCUGAAGACAUUUCCAACUGUGACGAUCUAACACCGUGCCAUACACCCCAAAUGAACGAAUCAGUAUUCGAUGAUGAUAAUUGCCAGGUGACUAUUCUUUCCAACCACAGUACGAUCAUCAAUACAGUGAGUCAAUCGACGCCCGAAGAUCAUCGUAACAUAUCGAUUGUCACCAUUGAUGAUGGCAAACCGAUUUCCAUUCAAACUUCCGAAGUUCAAUCGAACAACAAACAGGAACGAGCAAUCAACGACAACUAUGCCUCGAUUGACAAAUCAACCAAGGGUAGAAUAAUAAUUCAAACUGAUAAACAGACACAGAAACCUUUAUCAAACAAGAAUGAUGAUGUUGUAAUGCCAACCUCAAAUGCCAACAUCAAAACGACGAUUAAGGUGAAUCUGAAUCUCAAAUCGGAAAACGAACGACAGCGUCAGCCAAAUAGUCCGAAACGAAUUCCGGCCGAAGACAAUCAUGUGACCACAAAAAUCGAUCAGGUAACGCCCAUUAUCUGUUCCCGUAACUAUGGCAACCAUGAACGUAAUAACCACCAUCACCAUCAUGGCCAUCACCAUCACGGACAUCAUCAUAAAAAUGUGCAAUCACCACCGAUAGAAUUGAAUAACAAAAGUUUGAAAAGAGAAUCUUCCAAUUCGAGCAGCAGUAAUUUUGGAAGUGUUGGUAGCAGUGACAAAGAAAAUGUCAUUAGCAACAGUGCCAACAACAACAACAACAGAAUGCAGCAAGCAAAUGAUCAAUCAUCUGCCGCAGUUUUGAUACGUAAAAAACAAAGAGAUAUGGAAUCGCCAUCACGACGUGAUAAGAAAUCUGCCGUUUCUAAUAAUCAUUCUGCUCAGAAAAAAACGUUGAAAACAAAGACCAGAAAAUUUGUCGUUGACGGUGUGGUCGUCACUACUACCACCCAAAAAGUGAUUGAUGGAGAAUCCGAUAAGAACAAUGAUCAAUACCUGAGAAAACAAGAGCUACGAGAGCUGAAAAUGUUGCAAAAGCAUGAAAUCAAACAGCUACAAGAGCUUGAAUGUCGUUCGAUAGCGGCAUACGAUGCCCAGGAGAAAAAAUUCGACAUUGAAAUGGCCGCAUUAAAAAAAUCGUACGAUAGUGAUCUCGAAUCGUUGAUUCGACAGCAAAAAAUGCUUGUCGAAAAGGGUGAAGAACAUCAACAGGUUGAGCUAAAAUUGGCAGUUCGUCGUAUCAAACAAGAUCAGGAACGAGAGUUGAAAAAUUUCCGUGAAGCACUUAAAGCCGAACAUAAAUUGCUCAAACAAGAGGUGGACCAGUUGCCUAAAGAUAAACGUAAAGAAGAGUACAGGAUACGAAAAGAUCGGCUGGACAAGAUCCAUGCCGAUAAAGAACGACAAUUUAUUGAAUCAUUGAAUCGACAAUACGAAUACAACAUUAACAAACUGAAUCAGAGUCAUCGAGAAAAGUUGGCCAUGAUGGAACGACAAUUCCUACAACAGAAACAACAACUUCUUAGGGCUCGAGAAGCGGCCAUCUGGGAACUGGAAGAAAAACAUAUCUACAAUAAAUAUAGUCUUCUCAAGAAGCAAUUAAACGAAUCGUUUUUCCUACAACGACAUCAGAUGCUCGAUCGACAUGAAAAGGAACUCGAACACUACAAACGUUGGAUAAGCCUGCAGGAAGAAGAAUUACUUAAACGACAGGCCAUUGAAAAAAGAUCGUUGCCUAAACGAAUUCGAUCGGAAAUGAAAACCCGUGAAAUGAUGUAUCGUGAAAGUCUGAGGAUCAGUAUGGCCAAUUUAAACAAUGCCUUCAGCAAUGAAGAUGAACGAGAAAAGCUAAAACGAUUUCAGGAAAGUGAAAAACAACGAUACAAAGAUGAACAGGCUCGUCAAGAGCUUAAACAUCAGAAACAGAUCGAAAGCCUAAAGAAUCGCUGUUUAACCGUCAUCCAUGAAUUGGAACAGAUCCAGAAAGAUAAGAAAAAAGCAUUGUGUGAACAUGAGAUUCUUAAGCUUAACAUGCUAGAAGAGGAACACGCUGAAGAGCUCAAACAAUGGAAAUCACAAUUGAAACCUCGAAAACAGAAAUUGGAAGAGGAAUUCAUUCGCCAAAUAGAAGACCAAGAACGUUUCUAUGCGACCACAUCAGCCACAGCUGCUGUUUUCGAUUGAUGAUACACACACAGCAAAGAAGGAUUGAAGUAUCCUUUUGCCAAACUAGUCCGCCCAAUUCACACCUACACCUUUUGCAUUCAUCACAUAGCCACAUCAAUUGUUUCCGUUCUUUCUAUGGUGUACAUAUAUGUAGCUUUAUAAUCGUAUUGAAAAUCAUAAAUGAAUUAUAUUGUAUUUAUAAUAAUGA
This is a messenger RNA of Dermatophagoides farinae (American house dust mite), 4166 nucleotides long. RefSeq names its product Sterile20-like kinase (gene Slik). The record is from RefSeq and is a predicted model, not a curated record. Gene Ontology annotation, biological process: protein phosphorylation. Lineage: Eukaryota; Metazoa; Arthropoda; Arachnida; Sarcoptiformes; Pyroglyphidae. Gene Ontology annotation, molecular function: ATP binding; protein serine/threonine kinase activity.